This is a messenger RNA of Cutaneotrichosporon cavernicola, 906 nucleotides long. RefSeq lists its product as uncharacterized. The transcript has 2 exons. NCBI's taxonomy places the organism in Eukaryota, Fungi, Basidiomycota, Tremellomycetes, Trichosporonales, Trichosporonaceae. The record is from RefSeq and is a predicted model, not a curated record. The coding region runs from base 1 to 906 and encodes 301 amino acids.
AUGCGCGCCGCCGCCAUCAUCCCCAUCCUCGCUCUCCUCGUCACAGCCGACGCGCGCAAGUGCAAGGCCAAGACCAAGACCAACACUUCGGCCGCGGCUGCGACCUCGCCGAUCGUUACCGACAACGCGCUCAUCCACCAGCCGCCCUCGUCGUCGGCUGUGUCUUCUGCUAGCUCGGCCGCGUCGGUCUCCACCACCAGCGCGUCCGAGGCCGCGACCUCUGAGUCGGCCUCGGCUGUGUCUGAGUCGGCCUCGUCUGCGUCCGAGUCGGCCUCGUCUGUGUCCGAGUCGGCCUCGGCCGUGUCCCAGUCGGCCACACCUUCGCCCUCCGAGUCGGCCACACCCUCGUCCUCCGAGUCGGCUACGCCCUCGCCCUCCGCGUCGGCCAGCCCCCAGGGCCCCGGUAAUCCCGAGGGUGCGGUGCCCGUCUCGGACCCCAUUGCGUCGAGUGUCCUCGCCGCGCACAACGAGAUCCGUCGUCGGUACGACGUUCCCGAGGUUGCUUGGAAUGACGAGCUGAGCGGUAUUGCCGUUCAACAGGCCCAGUCGUGCAACUUUGACAACCAGUUCCCCGAUAAGCGCAAGGACUACACCGACGUCAUUUGGAACAAUGCCGAAGGCAACUUUGUGGUCUCGAUCGAACAGGCCGGAUCGCAGGGCGAGAACUACCAGUGGCCCGAGGAGGGCAAGGACAAGACGUACCAGGACGCUACCAACCAGUGGACCCAGGUUGUGUGGAAGGCGACGACUGACGUCGGGUGCGGAUGGCACAAGUGCGAAGAGUGGUCGGGAAACCCCUCGCUCAAUGGCCAGUACAAGUUUGUUUGCGUUUACAACACCCACCAGACUUACGUCGGCUCCCCCGAAGCCUUCAACGAGAACAUCCCCAACAAGCCCAAGGAGUAA